AUGGGUGUUCCAAAGUUCUUUAGAUGGAUUAGUGCUCGAUACCCUUGCAUCAACCAGAUUUUGCGGCCAGGAGAGAUCCCUGUUAUCGAUCACUUUUAUUUGGACAUGAACGGUAUACUUCACACUUGUUCACACCCAGAAGGUGGUAAAAUAAUCUUUUCGGAAGAGAUUAUAUUUCGAAAUAUUUGUCUAUAUAUUCAAUUCUUGUUCAACCUCAUUAAGCCACGUAAGACUUUCUUUAUGGCCGUGGAUGGUGUUGCACCUAGAGCUAAAAUGACGCAGCAACGUGCUCGCCGUUUCCAAUCUGCUUUAGAGGCUCGUAUUGCCAAAGAGAAUUUAAAAGAUAGUUCACCUGAGACCCACUCAUUCGACCCAUGUGUGAUUACUCCAGGUACUGAAUUCAUGGAGCGGUUACAUCGUUAUAUUGUUACAUUUGUAGAAAAUCAUGUAAAUCAUGAUGCUGACUGGCAAUGUAUUGAUGUCAUUUUAUCUGGGCAUGAUUGUCCUGGAGAAGGCGAACACAAAAUUCGGGAGUAUAUGGCAUAUCGUCGUGGUCUACCAAAUUACCGUCCUAAUGAGCGUCACUGUAUAUACGGAAUGGACGCUGACUUGAUAUUUUUGGGUUUGACAACUCAUGAAAUCAACAUUUGUAUCUUGCGUGAGAACGUUGUUAAAGCCCAAAAUUGUUCGGCUGAUAAUAAACCUUUCUGUAUUACUUAUUUGUCAGUUCUUCGGGAGUAUAUUGAUUUGGAAUUUACGGAAUUAAAGAAGACAUUGCCGUUUCCUUAUGAUUUGGAACGCCUGAUUGAUGAUUGGGUUUUUAUGGCUUUUCUAUUGGGAAAUGAUUUCAUACCUCACAUACCUAAUUUGCAUAUACAUGCGGAGUCUUUGUUAACUGUCUGGGAUACAUAUCAAGUUGUAUUACCGAAAUUGGACGGUUACCUUGUGGAGUUUGGAUAUUUAAAUCUUCCACGAUUUCAUAAAUAUCUGGAAGAACUUUCUCAGUUUGAGCGUGAUUGGUUCGAGGAACGUGAAGCAGCUUUCCAUUGGAUGCGAGGAAAACAAGGUGCUCGUAUGGCAAAUGAACUGGAAAAACUCGGUCUAUCAUCUGAGGAUAAUCAGAUGCCACCUCAUAAACCUCUCAGUUCAACAGGGAAACGUUUCCCCGAAAUGACUAAAAGUAGUUUAUUAGAUAAGAAAGAUGAUUUCGAUCAAUUGACUGAUUUUAUAGAUUUAUUCGCACCUCAAUCUGAUUGUCAAUAUGAUAAUGUUAUGUUAGAUGAAGCCGCUGAAUUAAUGGAAGAAGGUGUUGUUGUUUCAUUAAGGACACAUGAUGAUAAAGUCAAGCAGUUAUAUAAUAAAAGUGAUCCGUCCAAUAGAACUUCCCAUAAUAAUACACAUAACACAAUAGGCGAUAAUCAUGAUCAUGAGGAUAAUAUAGAUGAUGAAACAGAAGAGGAAAUAGAAAACGAGAAUGCCACCUAUGUUGAAAGUGAUACAGAUCUAGAUGAAGAUUUAUUAGUUUAUAAAAUGCAUCGACGUGAUUAUUAUUCCUCGAAACUUGGUAUACAACUCGAUGAGAUGUCAGGUGAUCUUGGUGAAGAUUCCACAUUAAUGUCUUUAAUUCAAGAUUAUAUCCGAAUGUUACAAUGGAUAUUGAAUUAUUACUUUCUAAAUGUGGCUGAUUGGGAUUUUUUCUAUGCUUAUCACUAUGCACCAUUUGUGCAUGAUCUUAUUUUAUAUACAAAAAAGUUUGAGAAUUAUCAAAAUUUCAAUGGUAUUAAAUUGUCUUGGACAAACUUUCAAACAAAUUCACAACCAGUUUUACCGUUUGUUCAACAAUUAAUGAUAUUACCAUCGGAUUCAGCUUAUAUAGUUCCAGCACCUUAUUGGGAAAUAAUGAUUUCUCCAUCUUCCCCAUUAGCUGAAUUCUUUCCUAGAGAAUUCGAAACUGAUAUAAAUGGGAAAAUAGCAUCAUGGGAGGCUGUAGUGUUAAUUCCGUUUUUGGAUCAGCAACUUCUCAUAGAUGCAAUGAAGGAUGGAAACACUAAACUAACUGAACAAGAAAAACAACGCAACCAACAUAAAUCUCACUUGUUUUAUCGUGCUUGUCCAAUUGGACGUGUAAAAUCUCCUGUAGAAUUAAUUAAUUAUGAUUUUUAUCGUAAAUCUGUCAAUUGUGGUGAAUCAGAAUUAAGUCAGUUUUAUGCUUCAAUCACUAGAUCUGUUGUUGAUGAUUUUCCAAGUUUAUCAAGACUACCGUUUACCCAUAAAAUACAAAGAAUACCAGUUUAUGUUUUUGAACGCCCUAGUAAAUUAGAUAGUAUGGCGUUAACAAUGAAACCUCAUCCAGAAUUUUCAAAAUAUGAUAGCCUUGGUCAGUUAGCUGAAAGUAUUCUUGGGCGUCCUAUUCGUGUUCGUUGGCCAUUCUGUGCUACAGUGAUGCCUGUUCGAUUGAUGAGCACUAGCGAAAUUUGGGAACUAGUGGAUUUUAAUGUAGAACCAAUAAUUGAGUCUUCAAGCGAUUUGUCCUCUGAAUCCCUGCACUUUCGUCCACUUUUAUCGUCUAAAGACAAUAAUCAUGAAUUGGAUUGGAUAAAUAGCCAACUGUCAAGUUUAAAACACCAUUUUGAGAAACGUCGAGCAAUUUUAUUUGAUGACAAAAGUGAUAAUAAUGACUGUGAUGAGCUGGAUGCUCAUGUGAAUUUGAUACCAUCGUCAGUUCUAGUUUUUUCUCGUCCAUUAGACGGUUGGUCUGUAGUACCUGUACGAGCAAAUGAUUCGGAUGGUUUUACUCUUAUACCGAAUUUUGUUCGUUCGCGUGCUCAAAAUGGUGAUGAUUUAGAAUUGUCUAAUACACCAUUUGCAUCUUUAUUUAUUCAAUCAGAAAAUAUGAUUGACUUAUCCGGGAAACGAGAUAAAAAACGAAAAACACUUGUCGAAAAACCUUCAUUGAGUAUAGAACCUGCUUAUGGUCUAUCGGAUGGUUUAAAUCUAGACUUAUUAGAUGUCCUAUUACCUGGUAUACCUCCACCACCAUCAAUUGGAUGUGUUGAAGUUGACUGGGGUUAUAAUAAAAUAAUUUCACUCCAUACAAUAUUUCAUCCUGGUAAAAUAGUGUUUAGUUUAGCCAAAGAAAGUUAUGGAUCAGUGGGUGAAAUUAUUGGAGUUGAUCAGAAGAAAGGUAAAGUUAUGGUACGCUUCUAUCCUGAUGUCUCAUCAUCAACUGACUUAACGGAAUUUUGUAGUCAGGUCGAAGAAUGGGAACAUGAUAAUUUUUAUACAAAUAUCAUGGUUGCAGAUCAAUUAAGUGUCCCAGUAUUUGUAGUGAAUCGAUUUACCGGCAGUUUGAUGGUUCAAAUUACUUCUGAAUCUUGUUCAUCAUUUGGAGAUAAUGAUGGCAUUAUUAGUAAACAUAAUCAAUACGCUGAAACAUCAACUGAUAACAAUGCAGAAAAUAAUACGGCAAAUAAAAAAUGUGGGCAGAAAUCAUUUGCUAAUAUUGGUUUAAACCUGAAACGGAAUCGUUCUGGUGCUCAGGUUUUAGGUUGGUCACGUUUUUGUACUGUUCGUCAUACAUGGUUAUUUUCUAAUAGAACUGUUGAUUUACUCAAGAAAUUCAGUGAAAAAUUUCCAGGUGUUUGGGAAAAAGUUUUAAAGUCGUCAGAUUCAUCUACAAAAAAUAAUGCAUGUAUACAACUUGAUCCGAAAGAAGUUGACGAGAUUAUGGAAUUUAUUGCUAAUUCUGAAUGUAGAAGUGCUCCAGUUUUACCACAGAAAGGUAUCUACUUGGAUAAGGAAUGGUUACAAAAAUUAAAAUCAUUAUAUCUUAAAGACAUGGAUGAAACUGUAAAUGAACCGUUUGAUCGUCAGAUUUGGAAUAAAAGAUCUCCAGUAAAUUGUUCACCAACAACUUUGUUUGUUUCAGUGAAUUCAGAUACAAGAAUAUAUCCAUCCUCUUAUAAUUUAUCACCAUUCGAUCGUUGUUAUUAUUCAUCAAACUACUCGUCAGUGUUUAGUUCAUUCACAUUAUUGGAUAAAGUUGUUUAUAUUGGGAUAGGACAAAAUAUUCCAUUGGGAUUACAUGGGAUUGUUAUUGGUGUACCAUCUGGUGUAAGCUCUCAAAAGAGUGAACAAUUGGUAGAGAUCAUGUUUUGCCGAACAUUCACUGAUGCCAUAGAUAUUAGAGGAUCAGGUCCUGUAUGUGCACUGGUACAUCCAUCAAUGUUACUCAGACUACCAGAAAAAUGUGAUGAUAAACAUCAGUCAAUCUCUCAGCCGAAAUUAACUAGACCAAUUUCGAAACCUGUUCAAGUUUCAUGGGUUACUAAAGGACCUCCGCGUAAUUACCGUCCAUGGCCAACUAAUAAUAAACUUGAUCAAAACACCUCUCAUAAAAAUAAAAUGGAUGAUGCAAAUCAUAGUAAUAUAUCAAAGGCUAGUCCCGUUCAUUCAUGGAAUUCGUCUAAAUUGAAAACUAAACAAAAACAACCACCACAACAACAGUUGCAACAACAAAAUAUUAAGCCUGCUAAAAACCUAUCCUCAACGGGAAAAGAUACGAUAAACAAGAAAACGCAAGAACUGGAUUGUCGACCAAACUGUGGUGAUACAUAUUCCACUUUUCCUACUCUACAGAAUAAAUUUAACCGUUCGCGAAGCAUAAGUGAACAUAAUACAAGUCUAGACGAUAACAACGAUAAUGUAAGUCUAUCUAAUUUGUCACAUGAUGCAGAACAUAAUUCGCAUUUUUGGACUAUGCCAAGCCCACCGGACGUACCUCUCCCUCCAUCUUAUUGGUCUAAUAUUAACAAGCCUACACAUGACUUGAAAUUAAAUAAUAAGACUAAAGAUGAUAAAGAAAAGAACCAACGGAGUAGGGACGAAAAAAGUACUGGGUCAUCUAAGAUUAAAUCUCGUUCUUGUAAUUCUGUAGAACGUAAUAAAAAAAGUUCUAUUACUCGUUGUGAUAAUCGUCCACGGUUAAACCACAAUAGUGAGGUUUGUCAGAGAGCACCAACUUCAGUCAUGCCGAAACAAAUACCAAUGCCCGAUUUCGAAAGACAAAAUCUUAAUAGACCUCCAAACAUGCAUCAGUAUCCUCCUCUUAACCAAAUGCAACCUCAUUUGCAAUCUGCAUAUCAACCACUGCCAUUUCUGCAGUUUCAACGGGUAAUGCCAUCUACAGUAUACCCGGUUAAUAUGAUGGCUCCGUAUCUGUAUGGUCAAAGAAUGCCUGAUUCUUCCUAUAUUUCAUAUCCUUCGUAUUCCCCUUCGCCUAUUUAUCCACCUAACUUUGUAAAUCGUGCACCUAUUCCUCAGUUUCCAUUGAUGUCGAAUCCUAAUGCUCAGGUUUUUAACUCUACGAUGAACUACGAGAAUACUCACCGGUUUAACAACCCGUCGGUGCUAUCAUAUGGGGAAAGAAACAGUCGGGAUUCUUUCCGUCCUCCUGUUAAACAGGAUCUACCAUCUAACCGACCAACUACACCUCAUCAUAAUAAUCAGUCAAGACGUUUUAUUCCUCCUCAGGUUUCACGAACGCGUCGACCUUGA
Molecule: messenger RNA, 5556 nt
Organism: Schistosoma bovis
Lineage: Eukaryota; Metazoa; Platyhelminthes; Trematoda; Strigeidida; Schistosomatidae
Source: the annotation of a GenBank genome assembly